AUGGAGCACUCACUCCAAGAUGUGAUACUGCUGCUGCCACCUGGUCUGGCCAACUACACGUGGAGGCUGCGUGGAGUCCACAGACAGAGAGCCUCCGACGCAGUUCUCAGCCAGUUGCCCCAGGACUGGCCCUCCAGCUCCGACGGGACUCGUGCAGUCUGCAUCAGCGUGAGCGGGCAGUCUGCCAUCGAGAUUCAGAAUGCCUUGCACAUCAUCCUCAGGCGCUUGGAAGAUCUAGAGACUCGAGAUGGUUUGGUGCCUCCAGCGCCUGGGCACGGCAAUGUCAGUGGACUCUUGGGCCUCGCCGUGCAGCUGACGCCUUCGAUUGCCGUCGAGCUGCGGCAGCGGCACGGGAGCCGACUGAAGGCCCUCUGCCGCAGCUGUCCAAGCAGAUUGAGGGCCUCGUUGGUCGGGCACGAUCCUCCGCUUCUGCUCCUGUCAGGAUUGCCAGAGGCGUUGCACGCGGCCCUUCCGCAGGUGAGAGACAUGCUGCAGCUCAGAGGCCCAGGCUGGCACGCAGAGUUGAGGGACGCUGCGCUACCGGGGCAAAGCAUCCCUUCCGGUGCUGCGCGGUCAGUGCCAGCGAUACCAACGGUGCCCGUCGGCGAUUACAGCCUUUGGGUAUGGCUAAAGAGCCUGGACGGAGGAGUCGGAGAGAUGUUGGUGUACUGCGACCGCCUGAACGAGCUUUUUCAGGCCAGAGCGGUGCCCUUCAUUGCCAAGGCAUUGUGGGCCAUUUGGCGAGGUGCCGGAUCCGCGCUUUCUGCAGGAGCACUGGCUUGUGGAGCUUGUGCCGAGAUUCAGCGACUACCAAAGCAAGAGUUCGGUCACGAUGCGAAAGUGAGCUCCGUGUCCAUCGUGAAGAUCAUCGUGAGAUCUUCAGGCACCAUGCAGAACAGCAAACUGAUGCACCCCGAAUGCGACCGAGUGGAUGGGAUGAAGAGCGUCUGCUGCUUAGAGAGCCUCUUUGAGACGCAGCGGAAGCCAGGUGGCACAUCGGCCACGGCCACCUGGGGCUUCCAUUUAGGGAAUACUGGGCAGCUGGACUGGGGUGGGAAGUUCCGGUCCAGUGCCCGGUGCACGAAGCUUCGACUGGAUGUGUGGCUGGUUCCAUCGCUCAAGUGCAGUGUGGAUCAAGCUGCCCAUGCUGCAAGCGAUCGGGCAUCCAGGUCUGCAGCUGUGGUUGUGACAGUUACCUUGACAUCGGUGGCACUGGUCUCUGGCUUUGCCUUUGCUGGCUGGCGGUCUUGCAGCAAAUCCAGAAGGAAACUCCACGCCGGCAGUCAAUUUCCGAAGGCGGAGGCAUACGGCAGAGCAGACUCUCGCCAUACCGACCCGAGAAGGGUGAAAGCGGAUGACGGGCAAGAGGAAGCAGUCUACGAUAGGAAGCUGGGCAGAGGGAUUCCUUCUGCGGCUCCGGACGGCUUCUUCGAUGGGCCUCCAGACUGGAUGAAUGAUGAGGAAGAAGGCACGUCGAGUCCGAGCAGGUCCCACACUGCCAAGGAGAACAUGUUCACGCGCAGCGAGGACAAGGCGCGCUCGACGCAGUCCAGUCCGAUGCGAAAGGGCAGGUUUAUCCCAGCAGAGGCUGGCAAGGAUGAGGGCGACGAGCAUGAAGAGAGUCCUAGAGCGACUCCUACUUCGCCAUCGGGGACUCUGCCUCCUGGCUAUGCGGCAGCUGCCCGACGCAACCGUCGUACAGGCAAAGAGGCCCCGGACGUGGACAGCUUUGCAACCGACAGCCAUCAUGUCCCGGGUCAGGCGAAUGCCUCGCCACGUCAAAGCCACUCCAAGGGCAAAGCGUCGCAACCUGGCAAGGAGAAGGAGAAGGAGUCUGGAGACGGGCACGAGAAGCCGCACCAAGCCGGCCCACGUGCUGCGGGCCGUGCUGAGGACGAUCCUGGACGGAAAAGCAGGCCAGGUGCAUCUGGCUCGACGCGUGGAGAUGAGCGAGCGAAUCCGCGGGUGGCUGCGAACACUGCUGCCGCUCCAGAGGCUGCCGAUCUCAUCGCCAAGGUCGACAAAGAGCUUGAUCAGACGCAGAGCAAGGAUUUGGAGACUCGACGCCGGACCUUUAAGAACCUCAUCCUCAAGUGGCAUCCGGACAAGAACCAGGAAGAGGUCCUGGCUGCGGAGGUAUUCCGCCACCUGAUGUCUCGGCGAGGCCGCUAUCUGGAGGUCACGGGGCCACAUUUAAUCAUGCUGUCAUUUUGA
This is a messenger RNA of Symbiodinium sp. CCMP2592, 2214 nucleotides long. The record is from the annotation of a GenBank genome assembly. NCBI's taxonomy places the organism in Eukaryota, Dinophyceae, Suessiales, Symbiodiniaceae.